This is a messenger RNA of Parastagonospora nodorum SN15, 1719 nucleotides long. RefSeq lists its product as hypothetical. The record is from RefSeq and is a predicted model, not a curated record. Gene Ontology annotation, molecular function: glutaminyl-tRNA synthase (glutamine-hydrolyzing) activity. Gene Ontology annotation, biological process: glutaminyl-tRNAGln biosynthesis via transamidation; mitochondrial translation. Lineage: Eukaryota; Fungi; Ascomycota; Dothideomycetes; Pleosporales; Phaeosphaeriaceae. The coding region runs from base 1 to 1623 and encodes 540 amino acids. The transcript has 4 exons.
AUGUUCGCCAACAGCACACGCAAUGUCUUUGCUGUGGCAUCGAGACGACGGCCCACCCUUACAAAGACUUCUUCGCGAGGCCUUCAGACGGAGAGUCCCGCAGCUUUGCAAGAUGGCACUCCCUUUCGCAAGGCCCUGAAAGAUGCCGUCAAGCAGCAAAAGAGGGAGAAACGCGCUGCGUCGAAUCCACCGGCUUCAUCCGCAAAGGGCCAUGAUCCACGCCUAGACAAGUGGGAGCUCACUGUCGGCAUCGAGAUACACGCCGAGCUCAACACGGCACGGAAGCUCUUCUCCAGCGCUGCCACUUCGGUUAGCGAUGCGCCAAACAGCCAUGUCUCUCUCUUCGAUGUCGCAUUCCCCGGCAGCCAACCUCACUUCCAGAAGGAAACACUGAUACCUGCACUGCGCGGCGCCCUAGCCCUCAAUUGCACGAUCCAGCGGAAGAGCAGCUUCGACCGCAAACACUACUUCUACCAAGACCAGCCCGCUGGCUACCAGAUCACACAGUACUACGAGCCCUUUGCCCGCGAUGGCAGCGUCACGCUCGACGCCCACGACUUCCCACCAGGUGCCGCACCGGUAGAGUGCCCAAUCACCAUCGGCAUCAAGCAGGUUCAGAUGGAACAAGACACAGCCAAAACCGUACACCAGCCUCCCGCGACCCACCUACUCGACUUCAACCGCGUUUCGCAUCCUCUAAUCGAGAUCAUUACCCUCCCUCAAAUCCACAAUCCUACGGUUGCUGCUGUGUGCGUGCGCAAGAUACAGGCCAUACUCAAGACAGUGAAUGCCUGCACGGCGGGCAUGGAGAUGGGCGGACUGCGUGCCGAUGUGAACGUUUCUAUCCGCGAGCGCAACGCACAGAUGCCGGACCAUGGCCAAUCGUACCACGGUGUGACUGGUCUCGGCCAGCGGACAGAAAUCAAAAACUUGGCAAGUGUGAAGGCUGUCGAAGAUGCCAUUGUCGCCGAACGCGAUCGUCAAAUCGAUUUACUCGAGGGUGGAGGUACUGUCGAAGGCGAGACACGUGGUUGGACACUCGGCAGCAAGACGACGAAGCGACUGAGAGGCAAAGAGGGCGAGAUUGACUACCGAUAUAUGCCUGACCCAGACAUCGCGCCUGUGGUGCUUGGGAGAUACGCCGGGACACUACUUUCGCUCGACGACGGCUAUCGUUUGGACUACUUCUUCGACGUCCUGUCCCAGCUGCGAGAGAGCCAUCUCCCAGAAGUGGAUCAGGCAAGCAUUGGCAGAGUGACUGGAAACUGGGUCCUGAUGGAACUUGGAACCUUGUUCAAAGAUAUCGACUUUGAGCCAUCACGGGUCCCCGCUAGCGAACUCGCUUCCAUCAUUGCUCAUCUCCAUCGCAAGAAAAUCACCUCACGGUCCGCUAAGAAAAUUCUUCUCAUGAAAUUCGAGGGCGAUGCUCGACUCGCGCACCAGAUCAUCCAAGACGAAGACCUUGUACUGAAGCCACUAUCCGACGCGGAAUACGUUGCGCUGGCUCAGACGCUGCUGGAAGAGAAGCCGGACAUGGUCAAGGACAUCGUUGAGAAGAAGCACGACAAGACAAAUACAGAGGUGGUUUGUCGGUCAGAUGAUGGCAAGAAACGCCGAAGGUAGUGUGGAGCCUGACGUUGCGGAGAAGGUGCUGAGAGAGCAGCUCGCGCUUCAAGACCCUGUGUCGUAAAGUCCUAUAAAAUCGAUUCAUUAAUACCC